AAAGUUUAAGUUCCUAAAAAACAACCAUUCGUGCCACGUUUACAUCACUAAGUGCUGCAAAAAUAUACCUCGUCAAAUUACACGUAAGACAAUCAUUUCAUUCACAAUUCACAUCGGAUCGGUAACUUUGUGAGCAGUGGGAGUGGGGCAGUGGUUAGGCUUUGUAUGCCCUGUUUGAUUCAGUUUUUUUUGGAAGUGCUUCGCAUCCAGUUGUGACGUUAAAGCGACCGAAUACCCCAGUCAUGAAUGAAGCACCAGAAACCAGUAAAAAACGUCAAAAGACGUUCCAACAAUAACAACCAAAACGGCACUACAACUGCCCCUGCCAAAUGCUGUCUUCUGAAUCACGAAAAAUGCACCGAUCUGUGCCUACAAGUGGCGACGAAUGUGACCGAACAGAAGCAUCAUGUAACGCGGGAGACAAGGGGCAAGAAUCUGGGCUUGUGCCGCGGUUUUCGGGGCUGCACAGUUUGGCUGACAGGACUGAGUGGCGCUGGCAAAACGUCCAUUGCCUUUGAGUUGGAGGCAUAUCUGGUGUCGCGUGGCAUACCCGCAUAUGGUCUGGAUGGGGACAAUAUACGCACCGGUCUGAACAAGAAUCUGGGCUUCACGCCCGCCGAUCGCGAGGAGAACAUCAGACGGGUGGGUGAGGUGGCGAAGCUGUUUUCGGAUAGUGGUGUCGUUGCCAUUUGCAGUUUUGUGUCGCCCUUUGCCGACGACCGUGAGAUGGCGCGUAAAAUCCACAAGGAUGCGAAUCUGAAGUUCUACGAGAUUUUUGUGGACACACCGCUAUCGGUUUGUGAGACGCGCGAUGUCAAGGGCUUGUAUAAGAAGGCACGCGAAGGUGUGAUUAAAGGAUUCACGGGCAUCACGCAGGAGUACGAGCGACCACAGCAACCGGAACUGGUAGUUAGCACGGAUGGCUACACGGUACGUGAGUCCACCCAGAAGGUUGUGGAACUGCUCGAGCAGGAAGGAAUCAUACCACGCUCGUUACGCGAUGUAGACUUACUGCCCGAACUUUAUCCGGCGGAGGAGACGGCCAGCCAGGCACUGCUCAAGGAAGCGGCCACAUUACCGGCCCUGCCUAUCACAACCGUGGAGCUGCAGUGGGUGCAGGUGCUAUCAGAGGGUUGGGCAUAUCCACUGCGCGGCUUUAUGCGCGAAGACGAAUAUUUACAGACGCUGCACUUUAAUACGCUGCUGAGCGGCCUGGACGGCUCCUAUCGGGAGAAUCACUCCGUGCCGAUUGUGUUGAGUGCCAGCGCUGAGGCUAAGGAGCGUCUGGAUGGUGUGUCUGCGUUGACCCUCCAACACGAGGGCAAGCCAGUGGCGAUACUGCGACGCCCGGAGUUCUACUUCCAUCGCAAGGAGGAGCGCCUCGCUCGCCAGUUCGGCACCAGCAAUCCAAACCAUCCAUACAGUAAGCAAGUCUAUGAGGCCGGCGAGUAUUUGGUCGGUGGGGAGCUGGCAGUAAUCGAACGCAUAAAGUGGAACGAUGGCCUGGAUCAGUACCGGCUGACUCCGAAUGAGCUGCGCCGUCGCUUCAAGGAACUGAAUGCAGAUGCCAUCUUUGCUUUUCAGUUGCGCAAUCCCAUACACAAUGGCCAUGCGCUCUUGAUGCAGGACACCAGGCGUCAGUUGUUGGAGCGCGGCUUUAAGCAACCCGUGCUAUUGCUGCAUCCACUCGGCGGCUGGACCAAGGACGACGAUGUGCCGCUUGAUGUGCGCAUGGCACAGCAUCAGGCGGUUCUCGAUUCGGGCGUCCUGCGUCGUGAGGACACUGUGCUGGCCAUUUUUCCAUCCCCCAUGAUGUAUGCGGGGCCCACGGAGGUUCAGUGGCAUGCCAAGGCACGCAUGAAUGCCGGCGCCAAUUUUUACAUAGUCGGUCGCGAUCCUGCCGGCAUGCCCCAUCCGGACAAGCUGGCCUAUCCCGAUGGCAAUCUGUACGAUGCCACGCAUGGAGCACGUGUCUUAAAAAUGGCGCAGGGUCUCGACAGCAUGGAGAUUUUGCCCUUCCGCGUGGCCGCCUACGAUAAGACUGCCAGUCGCAUGGACUUUUUCGAGCCGAAACGUAAGGAUGACUUUGAAUUUAUUUCGGGCACAAAGAUGCGGACACUCGCCCGAACGGGAGCCAAUCCGCCUAAUGGUUUCAUGGAGCCAAAGGCUUGGCAGAUACUCGCCUCAUACUACCAAAAACUGCCCCAGACGUAACGCGCUCAGCUGCUAAAAACUGGUUCUCGUGCAAUCCAUUUAGACUAUACUAUAAAAUUGUUUCUUCCACUUAUUGAGGAUUCGAUUGUGUGUCUGUGUCUAUUCUGUAUGUAAUUUGUAACCCUAACAGGAGAUCUUUUUCUCUUUAUGUGUGUAUGUUUAUCUAUCUGCUUUUUACACAUAUACGAGUAUGUAUGUUCCAAUAAUUUGCCUUGUUCCAAUGUUCAUAUCGUACAAUUAAUUGUAUUUUAAUUUAAGCUGUCUACUUACUAUGCAAUUUAUCUUAAGCAAAACGUUAAUGUUUCGUGUUUUUAAAUACUUGUAUAAUAUAUCUGUGCAUUUAAUUAAA
This is a messenger RNA of Scaptodrosophila lebanonensis, 2563 nucleotides long. RefSeq names its product bifunctional 3'-phosphoadenosine 5'-phosphosulfate synthase (gene Papss). The transcript has 5 exons. The record is from RefSeq and is a predicted model, not a curated record. Gene Ontology annotation, biological process: sulfate assimilation; 3'-phosphoadenosine 5'-phosphosulfate biosynthetic process. The coding region runs from base 247 to 2214 and encodes 655 amino acids. Gene Ontology annotation, molecular function: ATP binding; sulfate adenylyltransferase (ATP) activity; adenylylsulfate kinase activity. Lineage: Eukaryota; Metazoa; Arthropoda; Insecta; Diptera; Drosophilidae.